Pleuronectes platessa (European plaice) is the source of this 1657-nucleotide messenger RNA. RefSeq names its product cytochrome c-a. Gene Ontology annotation, biological process: mitochondrial electron transport, cytochrome c to oxygen; mitochondrial electron transport, ubiquinol to cytochrome c. The transcript has 3 exons. Bases 171 to 485 code for a protein of 104 amino acids. Gene Ontology annotation, molecular function: heme binding; electron transfer activity. NCBI's taxonomy places the organism in Eukaryota, Metazoa, Chordata, Actinopteri, Pleuronectiformes, Pleuronectidae. Gene Ontology annotation, cellular component: mitochondrial intermembrane space. The record is from RefSeq and is a predicted model, not a curated record.
CGACUCAAACCCUCCCUCCCUCCAGAAAUUGUAUUCGUGUGGCUUCGAGUUUUUUUACUGCCGGUUUCAACCCCAACAAAAAGCCACAACACAGAGAUCUAAGAAGUUGGACUCGGGCAAAAGGGAGGAAACUUCCACGUGGACCCUCACUAUCCUGUCAGCUGCCGGUCAUGGGGGACAUCAAGAAAGGGAAGAAGGCGUUUGUCCAGAAAUGUUCCCAGUGUCACUCAGUGGAAGAGGGGGGACGCCACAAAGUGGGACCCAACCUGUGGGGUUUGUUCGGGAGGAAGACGGGUCAGGCACCUGGCUUCUCCUACACAACGGCCAAUAUUGAGAAAGGUAUCAUAUGGGACGAGGAAACUCUGAAUGUCUACCUUGAAAACCCGAAGAAGUACAUCCCCGGUACCAAGAUGAUCUUCUCUGGGCUCAGGAAGAAAAGGGACAGAAAGGAUAUUAUAGCUUAUUUAAAAGACUCCACCUCCUAAAAAUACUACAGAACAAUCAUGCAGCUGCAGACAGUGGCGUUACACUGUACCUUCACAGUGUAUUUGUUAUUUCUGGGACUACCUUUUGUUGCAUUACAACUUUGUUUCCACACUGUAUUUGUUCACAUGGAGACUGUUUUUAAUUAGCAUUCCUCCAGUCACUUCUCAGGCGGGGCUUCUUAAAGGGGCAGCCUUCCUUUUCUAAAAGCUGUCGUUUACACAAAAAAAAGUACUGCUUCUUGCACAGAAACUAUCUGGUUUCACACACUUUGCAUUUUCGCCACUUUAAAUCCUACUUCUUACCAUAACUGUAAUGGUAAUUGUUAUAGAGUUAUCUUUGUAUGUGUAUUGCUUGUUGGGUCUCUUUCUGUUUUUAAGUGUUUUUGUUUCUUGGGUCAAUUUUGAAAAAGUUUUAGUGUUGUGGUCACGAGCUAUAGCUGAGCCCAGCUGACUUUGGGCGAGAGGCGGGGUACACACCAAUCGCAAGUGAAUUGCAGGUCAGAUGAUCAUCUAUUUAACCUAUUAUGUCGCCCCAGGUUUGGUCCAGAUUCUGUCAUCCGGUCCAAAUAACUCAUGGAACUAUGGCACUUGGGCGUUCUACUCCUGUUUGACAGAUCUGGGCCACAAGUAAGCCAUGGCAAUACCGCAGAUCAACCAAAGGUGCCAAAGGUGGCCCCGAAUUUGUUUGUGCUAUUUAGGUCAUAUCCCCCACAUUGGCCACUUAAGGUUCAUAUCAUGACACCUUGCCAAGAGCACUGCAUGUUAUCCAGAAAUGUGCCCUAAGAAAGCCCAAAGUCCUGCAUCGUUGCCUUAAGCCACCCGGUGAAAACCCACGUCAACACUAAGAGAACAAUUAAAACAGAAUUUUAAAUAUAUCAAACUAAAAUUAGGUAAUGGGUAAAAAGCUUCCUAGUUGGGAAACUGCUGAGAUUUCACCAAGGCCUAAACUGUGGCUCCUGCAAUAGAUGUGUACUAUUUUACACAUAUGUGUUGAAAGUCCUAAGUGUGUAUGUUUAAGAUGUUGUAGAUUUCAAAGCAGAUGUCAGUGUCCUGCAGCUCAUGAACAUUUGUAUUGAUAACUUCAAUGAACGUUAAUGUGCUUUUGUAAUUUGUGAUAGGUUUUGGUUAUACUGAAUUUAAAUAAACAUUUAUAGUAAAUGCAAAAAAAAUUA